CCCACCGGUUUGCCGGCUCCCGCUCGCUAUGAGCCGCCCGCUCUGCAACCACUACGCGGCGCUCCUCUCUUCCUCUGCCGCCGCCGGCGGCCGCGAUGGGGCCCGCGUCCCCGGCGCCGUCCACUGCCUGGUCCUCCGGACGCUCCCGCACCCGCCGCCCACCUACGUCCUCAACCACCUGCUCACCGCAUACGCCAGGUCCGGCCGCCUCCCCCUCGCGCGCCGCCUGUUCGACGCAAUGCCCGACCCCAACCUCUUCAUCCGCAACGCGCUGCUCUCGGCGCUGGCCCACGCGCGCCUCCUCCCCGACAUGGACCGGCUCUUCGCGUCCAUGCCCCAGCGCGACGCGGUGUCCUACAACGCGCUCAUCGCGGGCUUCUCCGGUGCCGGCGCCCCCGCACGGGCGGCCGGGGCGUACCGCGCGCUGCUCCGGGAGGAGGCGGUGGUGGAUGGCGCCAGGGUCAGGCCCAGCCGCAUCACCAUGUCCGGCAUGGUCAUGGCCGCGUCGGCGCUCGGUGACCGCGCGCUCGGCCGCCAGGUGCACUGCCAGAUCAUGCGGCUCGGGUUCGGGGCGUAUGCCUUCACCUGGAGCCCCCUGGUCGAUAUGUACGCCAAGAUGGGCCUCAUUGGGGACGCCAAGCGGGUCUUUGAUGAGAUGGUGGUCAAGAAUGUGGUGAUGUACAAUACCAUGAUCACGGGGCUGCUCUGGUGCAAGAUGGUUGAGGAGGCUAGGGGGGUGUUUGAGGCGAUGGUCGACAGGGACUCCAUCACCUGGACUACCAUGGUUACAGGGCUGACGCAGAAUGGGUUGCAGUCGGAGGCGCUGGAUGUAUUCAGGCGGAUGAGGGCCGAGGGCGUCGGCAUUGAUCAGUACACUUUUGGGAGCAUCCUUACAGCCUGUGGCGCCCUUGCUGCCUCAGAAGAGGGGAAGCAGAUCCAUGCCUACACAAUCAGAACUCUGUACGAUGGCAAUAUCUUUGUUGGAAGUGCACUUGUUGACAUGUACUCAAAGUGCAGGAGCAUCAGACUGGCAGAAGCCGUUUUCAGAAGGAUGACAUGCAAAAACAUCAUCUCGUGGACUGCAAUGAUUGUUGGCUAUGGACAGAAUGGGUGCGGUGAGGAGGCCGUCAGGGUCUUCUCGGAGAUGCAGACGGAUGGCAUUAAGCCUAAUGAUUUCACCCUUGGCAGUGUCAUAAGUUCUUGUGCUAAUCUAGCAAGUCUGGAAGAGGGAGCACAGUUCCACUGCAUGGCGCUUGUCUCAGGGUUGAGGCCGUACAUUACAGUGUGUAGUGCACUAGUUACCUUGUAUGGAAAGUGCGGCAGUAUCGAGGACGCACACCGCUUAUUUGAUGAGAUGCCAUUUCACGAUCAGGUCUCCUACACAGCCCUUGUCUCAGGUUAUGCGCAGUUUGGGAAAGCAAAAGAAACUAUAGAUUUGUUUGAAAAGAUGUUACUGAAGGGUGUGAAGCCUAAUGGAGUAACAUUUAUUGGUGUCCUUUCCGCUUGUAGCCGUUCAGGGCUUGUGGAGAAAGGCCGCAGCUACUUCCAUUCCAUGCAGCAGGACCAUGGUAUUGUGCUCUUGGACGAUCACUAUACUUGUAUGAUUGACCUGUAUAGCAGAUCAGGGAGGUUAAAAGAAGCUGAGGAGUUCAUAAGGCAGAUGCCACGGUGUCCUGAUGCAAUUGGAUGGGCCACAUUGCUUAGCGCAUGCAGGUUGCGUGGUGACAUGGAGAUUGGGAAAUGGGCUGCUGAGAAUCUCUUGAAAACUGACCCACAAAACCCAGCGAGCUAUGUCUUGCUGUGCAGCAUGCAUGCUUCUAAAGGUGAAUGGAGCGAGGUUGCCCUGCUUAGGCGUGGAAUGAGGGAUAGGCAAGUGAAGAAGGAACCAGGCUGCAGCUGGAUCAAGUAUAAAAAUAGAGUUCACAUAUUUUCAGCCGACGAUCAGUCUCACCCCUUCUCCGGAACAAUUUAUGAAAAGCUCCAAUGGCUCAACUCUAAGAUGGCGGAAGAAGGAUACAAGCCUGAUGUCAGUUCAGUGCUGCAUGAUGUGGCAGAUGCUGAGAAGGUUCACAUGCUCAGCAAUCAUAGCGAGAAGCUUGCAAUUGCCUUUGGCUUAAUUUUUGUUCCGGAGGAAAUGCUGAUCCGGGUUGUCAAGAAUCUGCGUGUGUGUGUGGAUUGCCACAAUGCUACCAAGUUCAUCUCUAAGAUAACCGGUCGUGAUAUUCUUGUGAGAGAUGCUGUCAGAUUUCACAAGUUUAGCAAUGGCAUUUGUUCCUGUGGGGACUUCUGGUAAUUCUACUAUCUGUUCAUCCAACGUCGUACAUGCUUCAAGUUUAACUAAAAUCAGAAGUGCUAUGACCGGAAGAAAAGGAGGAAAGUUGAACAAAGCCAAGCAUGUAUUAUA
This is a messenger RNA of Hordeum vulgare subsp. vulgare (domesticated barley), 2404 nucleotides long. Its product is annotated as putative pentatricopeptide repeat-containing protein At1g68930. The coding region runs from base 29 to 2293 and encodes 754 amino acids. Gene Ontology annotation, molecular function: RNA binding; zinc ion binding; protein binding. The transcript has a single exon. Gene Ontology annotation, biological process: RNA modification. NCBI's taxonomy places the organism in Eukaryota, Viridiplantae, Streptophyta, Magnoliopsida, Poales, Poaceae. The record is from RefSeq and is a predicted model, not a curated record.